AUGCUCACGGGGCUGCUGCCGAACGGGACAGCCACGUGGAGCACCUCAGACACCAACACUCACGCAGGCGCCGGCGCCGGCCCGCCAUCCUUCCUGCCCCGGCUGGUGCUGGAGCGAUGCGUGCUGCGCAGGUUCACGGCCAGCCAGGCGCGGCAGUGCCUGGCCGGCCGCCCCCUGGUGUUCAUCGGGGACUCGUUGAGCAGGUACCAGUAUCUCAGCCUCGUGAGCUUCCUGGACCGGGGGUCCUGGCCUCGCGUGAGCCAGCACCCCAGCCUGGUGCACCUGCACCAGUGGGGCGCAGACAAGAUGCUGUCGGGCAAGAAGUCUGCCCAUAAGGACAAGAAGCUCGAGUACUUGCGAGGCUCCACCGACGCCUUUGGCAGCCGCAUGCGGUGCGACUGCUCAAUAGCCAAGGACUGGUUUGAGUCUCGGACGUAUGAACACCAGAAGCACAACAUCACAGCACACUUCAUGUGGUGGCGGGGCUGGCCAGAGGGGCUGGAGGGCCACUGGGGCCACCCGCCCUUCCUCAACGCCACCCCCUGCCACCCCUCCAUCUGCGGCAUGCAUGGAGAGGAGUGCCCGCCUGGGCAGUGCAGCCCGGUGCCCGACUGGAGCAUGCCGCUGCCAGAGGCGCUGCGCCAGGUGGUUGCCCAGCUGAGGCCUGCUGCCAUCCUGCUGAACGCCGGCCUGUGGCGCAACCAUUUCCACUUCCAGCCCUGGCCCCCAGCCUUCAGCCGCGCGGUGGCCAGGGCGGCGGUGGAGGCGGUGGCGCCCCAGCGGGGGAUGGCCCUGUGGCGCACCACCACGCCCUCCACGCGCUUCAGCAUCAGCCGCAGCUGGGACGGCGACUUCCUGGGGGCGGCGGCCAGCGAGCGGCGCCUGAUGGUGCUGGAUGCCUGGGAGCUGGGGCGCCCCCUGCUGGCCUUCGACCCGCUGCCCUUCUUCGACCGCAGCCACCCGUGGCCCGAGUUCUACACAGAGCUCAACACGGUGCUGCUCAACAUGCUGUGCUGA
Messenger RNA from Chlorella variabilis, 1017 nucleotides. RefSeq lists its product as hypothetical. Lineage: Eukaryota; Viridiplantae; Chlorophyta; Trebouxiophyceae; Chlorellales; Chlorellaceae. Bases 1 to 1017 code for a protein of 338 amino acids. The transcript is spliced from 4 exons. The record is from RefSeq and is a predicted model, not a curated record.